Rhinichthys klamathensis goyatoka is the source of this 2267-nucleotide messenger RNA. RefSeq names its product cytohesin 1 interacting protein (gene cytip). The record is from RefSeq and is a predicted model, not a curated record. Bases 217 to 1248 code for a protein of 343 amino acids. NCBI's taxonomy places the organism in Eukaryota, Metazoa, Chordata, Actinopteri, Cypriniformes, Leuciscidae. Gene Ontology annotation, molecular function: protein binding. The transcript is spliced from 8 exons.
CAUUUCUGUCCACAGCACACUAAAGAUGAAAAAAGUGAAAUAAUAGAUGAGAGAAAAAAAGGAACCGUAAAAGAUGGCCAACACACCCCCACAGACAGAUUCUCGAUGCCUUUAGUUCCUGAUAGUCACGUGACGUGGUUAUAUCCGCUGCCUAUACUACAGACAGGUCACACUGAAGCCUGCAGUUGUGUGCUGUGGUUCUAUGAAUAAAGAAGCAUGAUGACAUCCAAUAAGAACUUUAAAGCACCUUUAAAACAGCUGAGCAGCCUGGACAGCUACAUAAUCGACAGCUCUCAAAAGAAGAAAAGCACACUUUGGCGACGACGCUCUUUCAACAGUGCCAAAAGUUUGAACACUGAAGAAAUCAAAGGCGGUACAUUAUCACGCAGUCAGCUGAGCAGAACACACUCAACAUCUCUGGUGGAUUAUACUGAUCCUCAGAGAACAGUGGUUAUAUUGGAGAAACAAGACAAUGAAGCCUUUGGAUUUGAAGUCCAGACAUAUGGUCUAAAGGUGAAGAACAGCAGUAUGGUGGAGAUGUGCACAUUUGUGUGCAGUGUGCAGGAUGGCAGUGCAGCCGAAACUGCAGGUUUGACUGCUGGUGACAUCAUAUUGUCAGUAAAUGGAGUCAGUAUUGAGGGUUCUACCCACCAACAUAUCAUUGAGCUGAUUAGAGACUCCACUAACAUGCUGAAGUUGGAGACAGUCAGCGGGAGUGUUGUGAAGAGAAUUGAAUUAGAGAAAAAGAUGCGCUACCUUAAGCAAACUCUUCGUGAGAAAUGGGUGGAACUGCAAUCUCUCACACUUCAGGAAAAGCGUCUUACUCGAGGUAAUCUGAAUGAAGGUGCUCAGCAUCUGUCUUUUGACUCUAUGAUGUCUCUUUCAUCUCCAAUGGGCCACUCUGGGCAGCGUUUUUCCAGUGACAGCAGUUGCCGCAGCAUAAUGACAGAUGAUAGUGAGGAUGGUGCCUUCAUGUCACCAGUAUUUGAUGAUCCGAGUCCAUUAAGCCCCACUGAGCCAAAUGGCGGCUUCUUCCAGCUGGAGGGGGGGGUGUUGCGACCCCUGACAAGAACACGCAGCAUUAGCCUGACCAGCAGUAACAAUUCACUCUCCCCAAGCUGGGAAAAUUCACCUUCAUCCAUGUUUGGGACCCUGCCAAGGAGAGGCAGAAGAGGUAGCGUCCGCAAGCACCUUCUGAAGUUCAUCCCUGGUCUGAAUCACUCCGUAGAGGAAGAGGAGGGCAGCUGAAACCUCAUUCAUACCUCCAUUGACUGUUGAUCUGAUGAAUUCUUCGUAUGGACCUUGGGCAGUAGAAGGUUCAUUCCAUUUUGAACUCUUCUGUUCUCAAGAUGUUCUAGAAUUCAUGUCUCAUGUUUUUUAUGACUUUCCUGCUUUAAGUGUCGAUAAAAACAGGAGUCGAGUCUCACAUGAGCAUUAUGGACUGCAUGAUGGCAAUCUCUGUGUCAUUUUCUGUCAAUUAUGACAAUGCUUUAUCAAGCACUAUGAGUUCCCAAAGAUUCAGCACUGAAAUAAACAACUGGCAUUAACUAAACCUUAGGAAAGUGUAUGAUGAAAAGCAACUCCAUUGAGCAAAAUCUUAAGAAUUAUGCACAUUGUUUCCACUGCUCUAAUUCAGUUAUUUACACUUCAUUCCUGCAAGCUUAUGAAUGUGUCCUAUUUCCCACUUGAUCUCUAACCAAUCAAGAUCUCAAAGUCUGCUGUAGCAUGCAAUUGAUGUGUGGUUGCUCAGUGGUUAGAGCAAGUAAGUUCUUAAUGUUAAGUACGUGCCUUGCUGCGCUCCAAAAUGUGUCAGACUGCAAUUCUUAACACAAUGCAAGUUACACUUUUAGUAUUUCUGCAAGGGUUGCAAUAGUGGGUAUAGCGUCAGUUUUCUCAUUCAGAUUUUGGUGAAGCAAGAAGCUGAAAAGAACAUAAACUACCUAAAUAAUAACACAUCUGGUUUACAGGUGACUAAAUGCUGAGAGUCAUAAAAUGCUCUGAACCCAUUGAUUUAAACGUGUGGAAUCAACGUGGGCCGGAUCCGGGCCGACACUAUGUUGCUGUCUGGGGUGCGGUGGGUUGGGUUUGUGUGUGUGUGGCAACUGCAGACAUUUGAAGGUAACUGAAUUGUUACCACCAGAGUAACAUAUAAGCGAAUGCUACGUGUGUUCAGGGGUGUGUGAGAAUAUGUUUGUGUAAAAUAUGUUUGUGUCCCAAGUGUCUUCUAAAUGACAAAUAACCAUUACAAAUCAUCAUUAUGCCUUCAA